GAGCUUCGUUUAGUUUUGCCAUCAACUCUGAACAGGUGCGAAGGCCAAAAAGUAAGCCUCGAUAUAAUGUUUAAUAUGCUGCUCGGUCGUUCUCUUCUCGUGCUCUGCCUUGGACUUCUGCUGUGCUGCGAGAGCCUGCCCCCGAGAUCCUGGGUUAACUCAACGGUGUCUACGAUGCAGCAUCAAAAGAGCAAUUUGACGCCCCAGAGCACAAAUUUAAGCACAACUCCCAUUCUCCAGAGCAUAUUCACUCUGCCGGAAAUUUGUAGGGAAGGUUUUAAGCUGACCGGAGAUCCCCAGCGUUGCCGGAAAAUCGCCUAAAGGCCAGCCAGACGAUCAAGUUUUUAAUCAGAUUGCCGUAAAUGUGAUGUAAACAAAACAAAAUAAUAACAAAAACAAAAAUGUAA
This is a messenger RNA of Drosophila hydei, 407 nucleotides long. RefSeq lists its product as uncharacterized. The record is from RefSeq and is a predicted model, not a curated record. The coding region runs from base 67 to 321 and encodes 84 amino acids. The transcript has a single exon. Lineage: Eukaryota; Metazoa; Arthropoda; Insecta; Diptera; Drosophilidae.